UGGGCUGGGCUGUGCGGGCGGCUGGCGAGCGGGUCACGAUGCUGCAGGGAGCGGGGGGACCGGCCCCGCAAGGCUCAUUCCCUGUCGGUGUCUGUCGCUUAGGUCGGGCGAUGUAGCCCGUCCCGUCCCGUCCCUGGAGCCGCUGCCUGGUAACGGGACUGAAGGGAGCUGUGCUGGAGGCAGGGAGGGCUGUGAUUGGAGUUGAAAAUGAGAUGAGCCAAUCAUGAAGGACUAUGAUCAUGGUAUACUUACAUCCACAAUAAGCCAUAUAUAAGCCCCGUGUAUGACACCACAUGAUGGAGGUGGAGGUGGUCUGGGAGUCUGAUAAUGACACUUGUGACACAGGUGAGGAGCAUUCAGAUGACUCCAGUCAUUCGUCUGAGCGGCUGGGUCACAAAUCUAGCCUCCAGCUGGAGGUAGAUUUAGACUACUCUCAACCAUGCAGUCCUGGUUGUAGCCCUGCUGGACCUUCAGGUAGACAAGAACUCCCUGUAGAACUGCAGUGUGAAGACGAGGAAACCUAUGAGACCUACUACCAGAAGCGAGGUGAGACUACAGCUGGGGUCUUUGUCAUCUCCAACACCAACUUUGACCUGCAAUGUGAAGAUGAGGAUCUGGAGUUCUACUCCUCUGAGGAACCUCAGGGAGGGUUAAGUGAGGAUGAUGAAAAGAUCAUUCUUGUUGAUGCUUUUGAUGAGGAGGACCUGGAGGCCAUCACUGGAGAAGCUUUGCCUUGUAAGUGCCAGAAGUGUGGUACCUCUUUUCAGGAUCUGGGAGAAUUAAAAGAACACAACCAGAUCCACCUGACAGAGAAUUCAUACCCAUGCCCCAUCUGCGGCAAAGAGUUCUUCCGUGCUGCGAACUUGCGAAUGCACAAGCUCAUUCAUUCUAGUGACAGGCCACACAAGUGUCCGGAGUGUGACAAGGGGUUCAUCCGUACAGCUGACGUCUGGAGGCACCUACGCAAUGUGCACAAGAUUGAGCGCUCCAAGGUAGUUUUGGGAAAUGGCAUGGUUAGGAACCGAGGGUCAACAUUGCACCAAAACAAGCAUGGUGAUGGAGACUCUGACCAGCAGUGUUCAGAAAAUAAAAAGCCCGCGAGAGAAGAGUCUAAACCUUACAUCUGUCCAAUGUGUGGCAAAGGUUUCCGUAAACCUAAUCUGCUGUCUAGACACAAGGUGAUCCACCGACAGGACAAACCACAUAAAUGUCAAGAAUGUGGGAAGUCCUUUGCUGAGCGGCUCAAGUUGAAAAGGCACCAGCAGAUUCACUCUGGAGAGCGCCCUUUCUACUGUGAGGAAUGUGGAAGGACUUUUACACAGCUGGUGACACUACAGUGCCAUCAGCGGAUCCAUACUGGAGAAAAACCCUAUUCUUGUGCGUACUGUGGUCGUCGCUUCACAGUGUCUGCCACUCUAAGGAAGCACGAGCGCAGACAUAAAGUGGACAAAUCGUAGUAUUUAGGGCUCCAUGGUUGUGGUCACUGUUGUUUUCUGUUACCUGAAUGAGACCUGCUCCAGACUGAUAGAGAAACUACCCCAACCUACACACACAGGUCAGUCCCCAGCCCCUUUCUCUAGCGAUGGCCAGCAUAACUCUAAUAAGAAAACAUUGCCUCAUGAGGAAUUCCAUGAUCUCCACAAGUAGUCUGUGUUAACAGGCCCUGCACCUGUUCGCUGGAGUUACAAGAGGAGAAAGCUCAAUUGCCAUUAAAUAAUGAGGUCAGCGAAGUCAAAGGAUAUGUAUGGAAGUGAAGUUCCUGGAAAGUACUGGGCAUUGUCAUAACUAGCUGGACUUUUCUGCGGGUGCAUCGAGUUGAGCUUUUCUCUAGGACUGAUGGGUUAAUGGGAGCCCUUCUGCAGUCCCAGACUCUGAACUUAUUGUGACUACUCUCCAGCAGUUUCCCUUGAUUUGAGGAUGUAUCAUUUUUUUCAUUUGCUAGGACUGCACAGUCCUUCUAAUCAGAGCUGGCCCAUCCAUACCUUCUCUCUGUUCAUUCUGUCAUGUUUUCUAAUGAAGUAUCUUUAUUUUGAAGAGAGGAAUCAUGUUGGUUGUAAAAAUCCAGGACUUUAGGUAAUUAACUGUUG
Messenger RNA from Chelonoidis abingdonii (Abingdon island giant tortoise), 2087 nucleotides. RefSeq lists its product as uncharacterized. Gene Ontology annotation, biological process: regulation of transcription by RNA polymerase II. NCBI's taxonomy places the organism in Eukaryota, Metazoa, Chordata, Testudines, Testudinidae. The record is from RefSeq and is a predicted model, not a curated record. Gene Ontology annotation, molecular function: RNA polymerase II cis-regulatory region sequence-specific DNA binding; DNA-binding transcription activator activity, RNA polymerase II-specific. Gene Ontology annotation, cellular component: nucleus.